This is a messenger RNA of Colius striatus (speckled mousebird), 854 nucleotides long. RefSeq names its product BARX homeobox 2 (gene BARX2). Gene Ontology annotation, molecular function: RNA polymerase II transcription regulatory region sequence-specific DNA binding; DNA-binding transcription factor activity, RNA polymerase II-specific. Gene Ontology annotation, cellular component: nucleus. The transcript is spliced from 4 exons. NCBI's taxonomy places the organism in Eukaryota, Metazoa, Chordata, Aves, Coliiformes, Coliidae. The record is from RefSeq and is a predicted model, not a curated record. The coding region runs from base 1 to 813 and encodes 270 amino acids. Gene Ontology annotation, biological process: regulation of transcription by RNA polymerase II.
AUGCAGUGCCAGCCCCCGCCGCGGCCCGGCCGCCCCAAGGCAGGCAGGCGGCGCUACAAGACCUUCAUGAUCGACGAGAUCCUCUCCAAGGAGACCUGCGAUUACUUCGAGAAACUUUCCCUCUACUCCGUGUGUCCGUCUCUGCUGGUCCGGCCCAAGCCGCUGCACUCUUGCGCCGGAUCUCCUUCUCUGAGGGCCUAUCCUCUCAUCUCUGUCAUCACCAGGCAGCCCUCUGUGGUCCCUCAGCUCGUGCCAGCUGCCUCCAGCCCCCGUGUGCUGCCGGCCCAGCCGUGCUCGGGGCCCGCGGGCUCGGAGGCGCCGGCCAGCGAGACCCAGGGCAGCAGCGAGUCGGAGGCAGAGCAGCCCGGGCCUCGCUUGAAGAAGCCACGCAGGAGUAGGACCAUCUUCACAGAGCUCCAGCUCAUGGGCUUGGAGAAGAAAUUCCAGAAGCAGAAGUAUCUCUCUACCCCUGACAGGCUCGACUUAGCCCAGUCACUGGGGCUGACUCAGCUCCAGGUGAAGACAUGGUACCAGAACCGUAGGAUGAAGUGGAAGAAAAUGGUGCUGAAGGGAGGACAAGAAGCUCCAACAAAGCCCAAAGGCCGUCCAAAGAAAAACUCCAUCCCAACCUCGGAGGAAAUUGAAGCAGAGGAGAAAAUGAACAGCCAGGCUCAGAAUCAGGAGCUGGAGGGAUCUCAAGCCCCUGAGGAGCCUCAAAUGACAGAAGAGAAGCCAGAAGUGUCUUUGGAGACAGAGAAGUCUCCAGAACAUAUACCAGAGCCCUCCUCAGAGGAGACAACACGAUUAAGUUAAAAGGGAAAAGGAAAGGAAAACAAGAUAAAAGAGCAAAACCA